AUGCGGAUGGCUGCCUCCUACGAGCCGACGUGCGGCCAGUCACGAACUUCAGUUGUAAUUGAGGCCUUGAUGUUGUGUUUCAAAAAGUGUCAAUCGGACAUGCGGAAGGUUUGCCAAAGAGCCUAUUCUCAGACAAGAUUUGGCCGUUUAUCAAAGCUGCCUCAUCACUUAGUCCAGAACUUGAAAGAUCUUGAAGAUAAUCCAUCAGGUCAACUUCUGAGAUGCCCAGAUGCCAUCUCCUCAGGCAAUGGAAAUGAAACAGAUAUUAAGAAGUGGAAAUGCCAUGGGUGUGCACGGCCAUAUGUGACAAUGAGACGUCUGUGGAAGCAUUACCAAUUGCAUCCAUCCCAUGGGAAACUGGAAGAUCAUGGUGUAGAUCCUCAGGCUUUUUCUUCCCAUGAAGCAUUUGUGAAGAACAAACAUGCACCAUCAUGUGUUCAACCAGAUCCUGACAAGAAUAGAGGGAAGGAGAAAGAGGAUGAUUGCAGUAUAUCCUCAGCUGGAAAGAAGAGGAAGAUAAGUUGUGAAAAUGCUCCUGGUGAAGGUUCUGAAAAUGAUCUCAUGUCUUUCCUAAAAAGCUGUGAUGCAGUUGUAUUGGAGGAAAGAGUAAUACCAUGUCUACUGAGUCGGUUGAACCUUGGCCUUUGGUUCAUCUACUCUACUAAGGGAAAGGAUCCAUUAAGAGGCCUGUGGGAUGCACUCCAAGACCUGAUCAUCCUUGUUCAGGCCAUUCGAAAUGCAGUAGAACUCUCCUUUGCUCUCUGUGAAGGCAAUGAUCAGUUUUCUCCUGAGAAAACUCUCAAGGUGGAAAGUGAAGUCCUGUCAGAUAUCUUGCUGAUGCCAAAGGGGACAUAUAGACCAGUAUGUGAAAUGAAUGAGGUGAUUGACUUGGUUCGCGAACACCUGAAACUCCCUGGUACAAAUGGAGACAUUACUUCAUAUACCUCGUUUGGUCCUGGUGAUCAGGAUACAACAAACCUGAAAGCAUCACUCUGUGACCAGAAGAAAGAUGAAGUUUCUGACACUUCAUUGCUCAAAGCCAAUAAUUCAUUGCCAGUAAAUCUCCAGCCAGUAAAUCAUUCUCCAUCCUCUCAUCAGGAUAAUGGUGAGCAGGUACAUGUUAGUGAAGCCAAAGUCUGUUGGUCUCCAGCUGCUAGUGUGCUACACAGUGAGCAUGAUGAGGCACAGUGUUAUGGGUCUGGGAGGCCUGGGAGUGGUGACCCUCUCCUCCUUCCUUCAUCUGAAUCAUAUCUCUCACCUUCAUCAAGGCCCUCGACCCACCUUCAGUCUUCUGGUCCUCUGGUCUCUUUGGAUUCUGGUCCUGGUUCAAGGAAGGCUCAGGGAAAUUGUUCAGCAUUCUCUGAAAAGGGGAUCCAGGUUGGGAGCAACAAUCAUGGACUUGGCUCACUCUUGACUUUGACAGAAGUGGAGAACAUCUUGCAGGAUUCAGAAAAAGAACCUGCUCUUGAUUCAGAAAUUGAGGCAGUCACCAAUGCUUAUGUUGAAGGGCGAUUGCCUUGUGAAUCAUAUCAAAGUGAAUGCAGCAAUUCAUCCAUUGUGGACUUUGAGCAGUUAAUUCGUGAUAUGGACAUCCCUCAGGACAUGUGCAGUACGGGUACAAGUACAUCAGAUGACAAAGGAACAUGUGAUGGUCUCAGAACUCCAGAUCUUCAUCUCUCUUUCUCAGAAGACACUCUAAAUCAGAUAUUUGAUGAUAAUUCCUCCUCUGCCUCAUUCACCAAACUACUAGAAGGCAAGGAUGCAAAAAAGUACCUCCCUAUGGCACACUGGUUUCACAGGAAUCCAUUCAAAGCUACUGCUCCAGUAGAGUUUCAUCUACCUCUCUUUGCUGCAGAACCACAGGCUGUGAAGCUGUGCAGUGAGCUACGAGAUGGAAGGAAUCGGCUCUUGAAGUUGCUGCCUGAUACAGACCAUGCUCCUUCUACAAUAGAAGAUGCCCUCUGGUCUUACAUUUCUCUUUUACAAGGCUUCCUAGAAAAUGAUCCUGAUGGAGGUGAGGGGAACAAGAAACUCCGACAUGAAGUGAAGAAUCGGGGAAAGGAGUGCAAUGCACCGGAGCCAAAGGGAGAUAUGGAUGGGAUCCCACAAAAGACACGAAAAAUUUUGAAGGAGUCAAGUGAUGAGAGUGAUAGUGAAAGAGCAGAGCGAGAACUGGAAGAUGACUUCAGUGAUCCACUUAUAUGGUGGAAUACGAAGGGAAGGAAGUUCCCAAAACUCUGCCACCUAGCUAGGAAGACCUUCUGCAUCCUGGCCACGACGAUUCCCUGUGUGCACCUGGUCUCAUCCGCUGGUCUUGCAACACUUUCUGACGAAGCCCUGCGGAACGCGUUCAACGUGAAGCCGAACGCCAACCACUCGUGA
Darwinula stevensoni is the source of this 2382-nucleotide messenger RNA. Lineage: Eukaryota; Metazoa; Arthropoda; Ostracoda; Podocopida; Darwinulidae. The record is from the annotation of a GenBank genome assembly.